CUGUUUGAUUAGGUGAAACAGAGAAAUUGAGCAGGAGUAUUUUAUCUGUGUGGAGUUAGUGAAGUGACUGGAGCACAUGGCUGUUCACUGUCAAAUGCGAAUUAAUUGGGCUCCAUCAUUGCCAGAACAGCCUGACCCAGCACUGACAUACAGGAUCAUAAAAUCGGUGAAACCAUGAAACAAGAGUGAGUGGCUUAAUAAAGAUUGCACAACCUCUAAACUGUGGCCACCUUGAGGAACUGUUGCUCAAUGAGAAUAUUUUUGAAAUUUGGCAGUUAGGGGCAUAUUUUAUGGGGAAGGUUGCUAAGUACUGUUUUAUUUUGGCUGUCUGAAAUAGUUUGUAGCAUGUGGAACCACUGGCCAGACUCCCCUAGAGAGUUACCUUGAUAAAUCAAACGUUGAAUGUGAGCAAAACAUUUGAAUUUCACAGACUGUUGGGAUUUGAUGUCAAGGUUAUGGAUCAGCAGAAUGAAACAUUAAAGCUUUGUGAAUCUUCUCAUGGGUUUUGGUCUUUGCAUAUAUGUUGUCUGUAAUGAACUUACAAGAGAAAACACCUUUAGCGGUGCUGAAUAAAAGCACUAAUAUUAUAGCUAAAAAAGUCAUAUGACUUGUCAGCAGCAACUCCAAGCUGUCACCUUGAGAAUUGAGCCCUCUGGGAGAAGUCAGAGGAACAAGAUGUGCCUCCUUUGUAAUUGUCAAAGGGAGUUUAAUUAAUACACAAGUAUAUUGUAUCUGCCCUCCCCCACUACCCAUGCGUACAUCUCUCCCCACAGCUUAAUGGGAAUGUGAUUUUAUUCCAGGGACUGGACUACUGAAUAAUCUGCCUUCUAGGUCUACCCACCCUGUGACUAGUGCUAACUGGCAGGGAGAUAUGUUUAUUGCCCUCCUGGAGUUGCAUGGAGAUGCAGCAGCUGUGGGAACAGGCUGACACUGGGAGAAUGGGAACUGGCUGGUGGUCUCUGUUAUACACUCAAUGUGGUUCACACUUUGGGAGAGAAUGAGCAUUUUUCUGUGAUUUUUUUUUUUUUCUCCAACAGUAUCUGCACCUCCCACCUGCUUUCAAGCUCUGCACCAUGUGGGUUUGACAGCCUUCACAGAGCCUGCAGUGACCUGUUAAAUAACCACAGAAACAGCAUUACUGAAUUGGAGACUGUGGCUUUGAAAUUGUACUGCAGUGUUCUGAGCACGGUGAACUGCUGGCUGGUCCUGAACUGGAUUUCAGGGUCACAGAUGAACCCUUCUGAAAUGGAAGUGAGGAAGGGAAGUCGCCUGACGCAGGAGCCGGAGUGAGAGCCCCGCUGGACUCGUGCGCCCAGCCUGCACCAUGAAUCUGGGUCUAUCUUCGCGCUAGGAGCUGAGGGCAGGCGCAAGCUACAGGGAGCAAUGGCUCUUUUUAGUCCGUGGAAGCUGUCCUCGCAAAAGCUGGGCUUCUUCCUGGUGACUUUUGGCUUCAUUUGGGGUAUGAUGCUGCUGCAUUUUACCAUCCAGCAGCGGACACAGCCUGAGAGCAGCUCCAUGCUGCGAGAGCAGAUCUUGGAUCUCAGCAAAAGGUACAUCAAGGCACUGGCAGAGGAGAACAGGAACGUGGUGGACGGGCCAUACGCUGGCGUCAUGACAGCUUAUGAUCUGAAGAAAACUCUGGCUGUAUUACUGGAUAAUAUCUUGCAGCGCAUUGGCAAGCUGGAGUCGAAGGUGGACAAUCUCGUUGUCAAUGGCACAGGAACAAAUUCCACCAACUCCACAACAGCCGUUCCCAGUUUGGUAGCACUUGAGAAAAUUAAUGUGGCAGAUAUCAUUAAUGGAGCUCAAGAAAAAUGUGUAUUGCCUCCUAUGGAUGGCUACCCCCACUGCGAAGGGAAAAUCAAGUGGAUGAAAGACAUGUGGCGUUCAGAUCCCUGCUACGCAGAAUAUGGAGUGGACGGGUCCACCUGCUCUUUCUUUAUUUACCUCAGUGAGGUUGAAAAUUGGUGUCCUCAUUUACCUUGGAGAGCAAAAAAUCCCUAUGAAGAAGCUGAUCAUAAUUCAUUGGCAGAAAUUCGGACAGAUUUUAAUAUUCUCUACAGUAUGAUGAAAAAGCAUGAAGAAUUCCGGUGGAUGAGACUGCGGAUCCGACGGAUGGCUGACGCAUGGAUCCAAGCAAUCAGGUCACUGGCAGAAAAACAGAAUCUUGAAAAACGAAAGCGGAAGAAAGUCCUGGUUCAUCUGGGCCUCCUGACUAAGGAAUCUGGAUUUAAGAUCGCAGAGACAGCGUUCAGCGGUGGCCCUCUUGGUGAAUUAGUUCAGUGGAGUGAUUUAAUUACAUCUCUGUACUUACUGGGCCAUGACGUUAGGAUUUCAGCUUCGCUGGCUGAGCUCAAGGAAAUAAUGAAGAAGGUUGUAGGAAACCGAUCUGGCUGCCCGACUGUAGGAGAUAGAAUCGUGGAGCUCAUUUAUAUUGAUAUUGUCGGACUCGCCCAGUUCAAGAAAACCCUUGGUCCAUCUUGGGUUCAUUAUCAGUGCAUGCUCAGAGUCCUGGAUUCCUUUGGUACUGAACCAGAGUUCAAUCACGCUAAUUACGCCCAGUCUAAAGGCCACAAGACCCCCUGGGGAAAGUGGAAUCUGAACCCUCAGCAGUUUUACACCAUGUUCCCUCAUACCCCCGACAACAGCUUUCUGGGCUUUGUGGUCGAACAACACCUCAACUCCAGUGACAUCCACCACAUUAAUGAAAUCAAAAGGCAGAACCAGUCCCUUGUGUAUGGCAAAGUGGAUAGCUUCUGGAAGAAUAAGAAGCUCUACUUGGACAUAAUUCACACAUACAUGGAGGUGCACGCGACUGUUUAUGGCUCCAGUACCAAGAAUAUUCCCAGUUAUGUGAAAAACCACGGCAUCCUCAGUGGACGGGACCUGCAGUUUCUGCUCCGGGAAACCAAGUUGUUCGUUGGACUUGGGUUUCCUUAUGAGGGACCGGCUCCACUGGAGGCCAUCGCCAAUGGAUGCGCUUUUCUGAAUCCCAAGUUCAACCCGCCAAAAAGCAGCAAGAACACGGACUUUUUCAUCGGCAAGCCGACUCUGAGAGAGCUGACGUCCCAGCAUCCUUACGCUGAAGUGUUCAUCGGCCGGCCACACGUUUGGACUGUGGACCUCAACAAUCCGGAGGAAGUAGAGGACGCAGUGAAAGCAAUUUUAAAUCAGAAGAUUGAGCCGUACAUGCCAUAUGAGUUCACAUGCGAGGGAAUGCUGCAGAGAAUCAACGCCUUCAUUGAAAAACAGGACUUCUGUCAUGGACAAGUGAUGUGGCCACCCCUCAGCGCACUGCAGGUGAAGCUUGCUGAGCCUGGACAGUCCUGCAAGCAGGUGUGCCAGGAGAAUCAACUCAUCUGUGAGCCGUCCUUCUUCCAGCACCUCAACAAGAACAAGGAUGUGCUGAAGUACGACGUGAUCUGCCAAAGCUCAGAGGUGGCUAAGGACAUCCUGGUACCCUCCUUUGACCCCAAGAACAAGCACUGUGUGUUCCAGGGGGACCUGCUGCUCUUCAGCUGUGCAGGUGCCCACGCCCGGCACCAGCGGAUCUGCCCCUGCAGGGACUUCAUCAAGGGCCAGGUGGCACUGUGCAAAGACUGUCUAUAGCAGCCAUCUGCCCACCUGCUCACCGGCUCCGCUCAUGCUCCUCCUGUGGGGACGUCAGGCAGGGCUGUUGGGCGGGGCACAGGUCAUUCAGGGACUCUGGAUAGAGCCUGAACUUGUUCAGUCAAAGGUUUCCACUUGGUUUUACUCCUGCUGGUGACCAAGUGGCCCAGAGGGAGUUUUUGUCAAAACCAAGCAGGAGUUUGGCUUCUUCCCUAUUACCACAAAACGCAGUUUCUGUUUUGCAAGGAGCACCUGUCAUGGUGGUGAUGGUGGUGGUGGUGCUGGUGCUGGUGCGGGUGGGGUGGGGAUGGGAAUGGAAGCAGAGGGGAUCUGUAGGUACAAGUCUCUCCAGGGUAGAAAAAUACUCCAGAUGGGUUGCAAACCAGGAAGGCAUCUUUGAGAUGAUCGGAAAGAACUCCGGGAGUAUUCCUAAACCCAUUAACUUAUUUAUUUGGGUGGGAGGGAAGGGAGGGGAGGGCCGAGGGACCGAGGACACAUUUCUUCUGUUACUUCCCACUGUUGAAUCAUCCACUUUCGCACUACUGUCGGUUGUCCGCUUCUGCAGGAUGGAGGCACGGGGUGUGCCACGGGGCAGGCUAAAGCAGGUCCUGUGUGAGAGAUGCUGGCCAGGUUGUCCAGGGCGAGGAUGGUACAACCCACCCAGGGACCAAGGUCAAGGCUGCUUUCCUCGUGUGCCCCCACAACCUAUGGCUGUCAUUCCUUGUUAGAGUUCCUUUAGGUGGCACAUGCUUUUGUAGUUUAGCCGGUGGUAUGCUUGUUAUCUGUUGUCGCAGGUCCCCAUGGGGAGGAAAGGGGACUUGGGAGACCCAGAGGUGUGUGGGAGCUAUCUUCCCUCCCCCUUUUUCAAAAGAGCACAGUCUGUGAGCUGAAAUGUGGGCAGGAGAGCUGUCAGCCCUUCAGAACUGCAGGCCCCACUGGAGCUAGGCUCCUGGUUGCCAGGCUUGUGCUGGGUCCAGCUCCUAGCUGGUGUUGGCCCAAGUCCAAGGCUCCGGCAAUUCCCUGUGAACGAACUCGAUGUUUGCUGGUAAACCAGGAGCCACUCGGGAUGAAUGUGGUGUGUUGUGCCGGCUGCCGGCUUGUGAGUGAGGUUUGUGAGGAGUGGGCACCUGGGGUUGGUGUCUUCUCCUGGCAGGAUCCUUAGAAGGCGGACAGGGGCGGGCAGCAGCGCCCCUCUCGUCCUGUAUUCAGACUCUCCUGGAAGCAGAUAACAUUGAAGACGUCAUGCAGCCAUUCGGCCAGCAGGGGGAGCCUGCGGGUUGUAGCCAGGAGCUAAGCUAGGCUAACCCUGU
Messenger RNA from Ochotona curzoniae (black-lipped pika), 4919 nucleotides. It is a transcript of the gene MGAT5, whose product is annotated as alpha-1,6-mannosylglycoprotein 6-beta-N-acetylglucosaminyltransferase. Gene Ontology annotation, cellular component: Golgi apparatus. The transcript has 18 exons. Gene Ontology annotation, molecular function: alpha-1,6-mannosylglycoprotein 6-beta-N-acetylglucosaminyltransferase activity. The coding region runs from base 1384 to 3609 and encodes 741 amino acids. Lineage: Eukaryota; Metazoa; Chordata; Mammalia; Lagomorpha; Ochotonidae. Gene Ontology annotation, biological process: protein N-linked glycosylation. The record is from RefSeq and is a predicted model, not a curated record.